Molecule: messenger RNA, 435 nt
Organism: Triticum turgidum subsp. durum (durum wheat)
Lineage: Eukaryota; Viridiplantae; Streptophyta; Magnoliopsida; Poales; Poaceae
Source: the annotation of a GenBank genome assembly
AUGUCCUACCACCCCGGGAGCAGCAACACCAGAGGCAACAACGACGGACUGAGCGCCUGGCCGUCCAACCUCGGCAAUCCGGAGACGACGGAGCUAUGCCGGUACGACCUCCUCUUGCCGUCGGGUUGCUAUCUUCCCCAGCAGUGGAAGACCAGCACAGACAACUACCCGACGCUCGGCCCCGGCGCAAUGACGGAGGAGCUCCGGACCCACAUCGACAGCCGCCACAACAUUCAAGGCCGACGCGACUUCUGGCGCGGCAAGGUGUAUGACGACGUGAUCACCGCCUUCCGGCUGGCGGUGGCCAGCGUCACCCACGACCUCACUAGCCUGAGCGGCCGCUGUCACGAAUCUGACCACCGCCAGCCAGCCCUCCCGGUGAUAGUGCAGGGCCCCGCCCCAUGGGAGCACCGUCGCGGAUCAGACUGCUACUAG